Molecule: messenger RNA, 1319 nt
Organism: Meloidogyne enterolobii
Lineage: Eukaryota; Metazoa; Nematoda; Chromadorea; Rhabditida; Meloidogynidae
Source: the annotation of a GenBank genome assembly
UCCGACCUUAUUUUUGUUUAUGGGAUGAGCACUUUUUGAAGAGGAUGAAACUUGUGUGUAUCUUCCUCCCAGUUUGUUUAACAAAAGAAGAAAAUGAUAGAUUUGGAGCAAAACUAUGGAUUGAUGAAAUGUUAUACUUUUUAAACAAAACAGAAACCUCGGAACAAUUAAAUAUUUUGCUUCUAUUUGCGAGACUGGCCAAAGACUGUCCUGGCUAUUUGGACUUCUCACCUUACUUUCACCAAUUGUUCACGAUUUUAAUGUCUUUUUUUCAAAUUGAAAUUGGCGUUGAUAAAUUAGUUGCGAAUACAAAUUGUUCAAAUGAGUUCUCAGCAUUUACAGACAUAUUUACUUAUUCAUUUGGGAUGAAUGGAGACAAAAUUCAAGGAUACAUUUCUCAGCUGUUCCUGUCACUUGAAUGCUAUUUUCAUCCUUCAAAUAAUGGACAGCACACAAAAAAUUUAUUACAUUUUCUUCAUAAAUUGGUGUUGUCCUUUUUGAACCGGGUUUCUCGUGAGCGCUUUCAGGAGAAAAAAUUCGUGAAUCAAAUUCCUGAAAAUAUAAAAAUAAAAGAUGAUCAAAUCAAGACUUUUGUCAAAUCAAUUUUGCCUUGUAUUGAAUAUGCUGCUUUUCUUAAACAAAAUGAUAAUUCUGUGCCAGCAAUUAUUCGGCUUUUGGCAUUUCUUUCACCAGAAAUUAUUGUUCCUUUUGUUUUUGAUUUAGUCUAUUCAUCUCUUCAAGCUAUAAAUGAACCUCACCGACUAAUUCAAGCCUUGGAAAUUCUUUCACCUAUCUGCGUAGUAAUUUCACGGCACGAAUUAAAAUAUGAAAAGAAAUCGAUUUUGACCAGAAUUUUUAAUAAAAUAAUGAAUAUAUUUACAAACCAAGAGGAAGAAAUUGAAGUGAGAGGUUCUCGAUGGAUUGCUAUUGAUUUAAUGGGUGAUCUACUUGAACAAUUGGAUGUUUACAAUACUGAGAAGACUCAACUUAUUUUUCGGGUAUUGGCAAAUUUUAUGAUGUUAAUACCAAUAGUGGAUUGUUCUCAAGCUCCAUUAGUUUGCAGAGAUUUAUCACCAGAAGAGGAACAAUUAUGCGCAAAAACUGCUUCUUUUGGACUAUUUAUUGAAGAAUUGAUGAGAAAAAUUUUUUCAAUGAUUGAGUUACUUGGAAAUAGUGUCAGUGACAGACACGACUUGGCAUCAACAAAAAAUGUUGGAAAGAAUAUGGAAGAGAUGGUUAUUGAAAAUGGAGUGCUGAUAACUUUUCGUUCGUUAGUGAGAAAUUGCAGUUCUACUUUUUAUAAUGUAAAUUUUAUUUGA